This is a messenger RNA of Apaloderma vittatum (bar-tailed trogon), 2013 nucleotides long. It is a transcript of the gene HOMER3, whose product is annotated as homer homolog 3 (Drosophila). The record is from RefSeq and is a predicted model, not a curated record. Gene Ontology annotation, molecular function: G protein-coupled glutamate receptor binding. Gene Ontology annotation, cellular component: plasma membrane; dendrite; cytoplasm. The transcript is spliced from 9 exons. Gene Ontology annotation, biological process: G protein-coupled glutamate receptor signaling pathway; regulation of store-operated calcium entry. NCBI's taxonomy places the organism in Eukaryota, Metazoa, Chordata, Aves, Trogoniformes, Trogonidae. Bases 92 to 1153 code for a protein of 353 amino acids.
AAGAGGAAGGGAGAAAAUAAAUCAAAACGUGGAGAGAAUCUCGGGCAGCUGAAGAAAGGACGGGAGAGAAAGGAGCUGACACCCGGCUGAGAUGGGGGAGCAGCCGAUCUUCAGCACCAGGGCCCACGUUUUCCAGAUCGAUCCUGCCACCAAACGGAACUGGAUCCCUGCCAGCAAGCACGCUUUGACUGUCUCCUAUUUCUACGAUGCCACACGCAACGUGUACCGCAUCAUCAGCGUGGGGGGCACCAAGGCAAUCAUCAACAGCACUAUUACCCCCAACAUGACCUUCACAAAGACGUCCCAGAAGUUUGGGCAAUGGGCAGACAGCCGAGCCAACACGGUGUAUGGGUUGGGCUUUGCUUCGGAGCAACAUCUCUCCCAGUUUGCAGAGAAGUUCCAGGAAGUGAAAGAAGCAGCCCGUUUGGCGAGGGAGAAGUCCCAGGAUAAAACAGAGCUGACAAACCCUGCCCUGAGUAUCACAUCUCACCAGGUGCUUCCCAGCCCCAUCAUCAGCUCCAAUGGGCCGGGAGAAGACAAAUUAUUUCGGAGCCAGAGUGCAGAUGUUGAGAUAACAACAGAGAAGGAGCGGCUGAAGAAGAUGCUUUCUGAAGGGUCAGUGAGUGAGGUCCAGUGGGAGGCCGAAUUCUUCAGCCUCCAGGACAACAACAACAAGCUCGUGGCUGCUCUCCAUGAAGCCAAUGCCAACGUGGACCAGUGGAAGAAGCAGCUGGCUGCUUAUCAGGAGGAGACGGAAACGCUGCGGCAGCGGGUAGCAGAACUGGAGUCACAGGGGUCUCAUGAUUCCUCCAGUGAGAACAACAAGGAAGAGCUGAGCCAAACCCUGGAGGAGCUGGAACUGCUGAUCAAGGCUAAAGACGAGGAGAUUCAGAUGCUAAAGAGCCAGAAGUGUGGCCGAUGGGAAGCAGAGGGCGAGCGUGAGGAGACGCUGCAGAAGCUGCAGGAGCUGGAGGCACGCAAUGCGGAGCUGGAGCAGCGCCUUCACCUGGCCGAGCAGACGCUGGCGGAGACCUUAGCUGAGAGGGAGAAGAUGCAGAACGAGGUCACCAAGGUGGCAGAGAUAAUGGAUGUGAAGAUAUUUGAGCUCAGUGAGAUCCGGCAGGGACUAGCCAAGCUGGUAGAGAGCAACUGAGCAGCAGCACACUCAGAGGAGACACCUCCGGAGGAGGGGAGCCCGAGCUGGGACUGGUCACUGACAGCGAUUACGGUCACAGAACAGCCUCGAGGACUGAUCGGGCAGGAGAUGCCAACAUACCAGCAGCUGCCUGGACAGUGUGGAGACCAGCCGCAGCCACUUACUGCCCCGUGAACAUCCAGACAGAGGGCAGAGGGGACCUGAGCUCCCGAAUCCUCCACAGGGAGCAUCUACGAGUCGCAGCCAGACCUCUCUGGACCCCGCCGUGGCUGUGGCAUGGUCCAGAGACCUUCCCAGCCUCGCUGCUGCCACACUGUGUCUCCACCAUUUUUACAGUUUUCUAGGGGAAGAGGCUGAGCAGCCUUCGUGUUUUUUCAGUAGUUUUUUAGGAAACCACUUGCCUUUUGCAAAUAAGCUGCCUGUUUCCCCACCUAGGGAGGGAGGAGAAUUUGUAGCACACCGAGGACAACAGCUGCUCCUUUUCCUCUUCCCCAGCCCUAACUACGUCGUGUCUUUCUAACAGGAUCCAGUAACACUGUCACUGUCCGGAGCUGCCAGAGGUAGCAGUGUCCCCGCUGCAGAGAAGGAUGCUUGCCUGCCCGUGCGUCCUUUCCACUGUUCAGUCACAUCCUCCAGAGGAAACCUGCAGGUUUUGAAGUUCUUACUAGUUUAGCACAGUGGGGUUUGAUGACUUGUUAAAACUUCAAGCUGAGAAGAGUAGAGGCUUUGUUGGGGAAGGGGCGGUUUGCGUUUGAGAAAUGGGACUUUCCCAAGGGGUUGGCCAACAAACUGCUAGAUGGGCAUCUCUCCUGGCCUCUGAGGGUCGCAGUUAAUUGAAAUUAAACGGAGCAAAUCAC